Messenger RNA from Fusarium subglutinans, 1176 nucleotides. Its product is annotated as apoptosis RP-8. Lineage: Eukaryota; Fungi; Ascomycota; Sordariomycetes; Hypocreales; Nectriaceae. Gene Ontology annotation, biological process: maturation of SSU-rRNA. Gene Ontology annotation, cellular component: cytoplasm. The record is from RefSeq and is a predicted model, not a curated record. The coding region runs from base 1 to 1176 and encodes 391 amino acids. The transcript has 2 exons.
AUGGCCUCAUACGAUUCCGAUUCCUCAGACGGCGAAUUCGAGGAGACAAAUGUGCUCCUGGGAUAUGCCUCUAAAGAAGCAGACGAAGACACUGUCAGCAAACUCGGAGGCCGUCCCGACUGGUUAGACGAGAAUGCUCCCAGCGCAGCCUACGCACGAUGCAAAGUCUGCAAGGAUUUUAUGGCUUUGAUCCUGCAGCUCAACGGCGAACUCCCCGAAAGAUUUCCUGAGCAUGAGCGACGAAUUUAUGUGUUCGCCUGUAGAAGACAAACUUGCCGGCGCAAAGAUGGCAGCAUCCGCGCACUGAGAGGUCUGCGGGUGUGGAAGGAGGAGGCAUCCAAAGAGUCCAACGAAGAGAAGAAAGCUGAGGAAGAAAAUCCAAAGAGCGACGGACCUGGAUUAGGAGAGGCUCUGUUUGGUUCCAAGGGAUUGGGAAGUGCUUCUGGCGCAAAUCCAUUCUCUAGCAAUGCGAACCCAUUCAGCUCUGGAUCUGCGAACCCAUUUUCCUCUUCGGCUUCACAGUCUGAACCUGCCAAACCUGCCUCUCCCGAGCCAGCAACAACAGCCCUCAGCAAAACAUUUGCAGAGUCUCUCAAUAUUAAGGAUACACCGGCAUCGCCACCCCAACCUUCAGAGCCUUGGCCCGCCGAAGAUGCUCAGGCCCAGCCGUAUCCUACUCUCUAUCUAGCUGACGCCGAUUUUGAAACUCUGGAACCUACAUCCACGAAUGUUCCCACCAACGCCCGUCUUGAAGAUGCCGAUGCCGCAGAACCUUCUAUACUGGAUCGCGAGGCUUUUGAGUCGAGCAUGGACGCUACGUUCCAGAAGUUUGCAGAUCGUCUGGCGCAGAACCCCGAGCAAGUUAUUCGUUAUGAGUUUGCAGGCACUCCCCUCUUAUACUCAAAAAAGGAUGCUGUUGGUGAGGCUGUGAACAAGGGUGCUAUCCCUCGGUGCCCCAACUGUACGGCGAGAAGAGUAUUUGAGGUACAGUUGACACCAAAUGCUAUUACAGAGCUUGAGGCAGACGACAUGAGCUUGGAGGGCAUGGAGUGGGGUACGAUAAUUGUUGGUGUGUGUGAGAAAGAUUGCUCGCCUCGAGGAACGCCAGUUGGAGAGGUUGGAUACCUUGAAGAAUGGGCUGGCGUACAAUGGGAGGAGCUGUCCAAGGGGAAAUAA